This is a messenger RNA of Dermatophagoides pteronyssinus (European house dust mite), 836 nucleotides long. RefSeq lists its product as uncharacterized. The record is from RefSeq and is a predicted model, not a curated record. Lineage: Eukaryota; Metazoa; Arthropoda; Arachnida; Sarcoptiformes; Pyroglyphidae.
UGGAAAUCCUCGACAAAAACAAAAACAACGAUACCUCGAGAACAUUGUUCAAAGCAUAACAUCUUUUCGCAUUUUAUGGUUUCUUGGCAACAUUUUUUUUCCCCAAAAUGAAUCUAUCAAUUAUAAUCUUUAUAACAGGAUUAACUUUAUCAUCUUUUGGAAGAAUCCUUCCGUCCAAAAGUAGGGACAAAAUACAGUUAUUUAUAAAAUAUAUCAUCAUGGAUUCAUCAGCCAUCAUGACCGAAAUUCCUGAUUAUGAUCAGGAACUUUUUUCAAUGGAAAGAUUGAAAAAAUAUUUGAAUAUAGCCAUAAAAAGAUUUAAUCCAGUAAUAAAUUCACAUAAUUCGAUCAAAAAUUUUAUGAAAAAUGUACUGCAAAUUCAACGACAAUAUGAAAUUCGUCGAACAUGGACUCAUCAUUUUCGAUUGAAAUUGGCUUUACAUUUAUAUUGUUUAUUUCUUCAUGCUUCUCUGUAUAUAAUUGAUUACAGUACUCUUGAUCAUUUUCAACUAUUGAAUCAAGUCUAUUAUGAAAACGAACAACAAUGGACUGGCUGGAAUCCUCAUCUAAAGAUAAAUAUUUUUAAAAAAAGAUCAUGUCGUUCAGUGAAACGUUUUCUUGAUGGUGUACUUUUCUUUUUAUCACUAAUUACUGAAUUUUCUCUAGUAGCUAUGUCUUUCACUUUGUGGAAGAAUCGAACCGAAUAUUUAACCGAAAAAUCUAUAUUAAAUACAUUUCUAGCGAUAGGAUUUAUUUUGUUCGGAACGACAUUUUGUAGAAUUCGUUUUCAUUCAUUAUUGUUUCAUUUUGCUAAUGUAAUCAUAAUCGAAAAAUAA